Molecule: messenger RNA, 2164 nt
Organism: Manis javanica (Malayan pangolin)
Lineage: Eukaryota; Metazoa; Chordata; Mammalia; Pholidota; Manidae
Gene: GNAI2
Product: G protein subunit alpha i2
Biological process (GO): adenylate cyclase-inhibiting G protein-coupled receptor signaling pathway; G protein-coupled adenosine receptor signaling pathway; gamma-aminobutyric acid signaling pathway
Cellular component (GO): cytoplasm; heterotrimeric G-protein complex
Molecular function (GO): GTP binding; G-protein beta/gamma-subunit complex binding; G protein-coupled receptor binding
Source: RefSeq, a predicted model, not a curated record
AGCUCCCUUAGAGGGCCGGCGGCGGCGCGAGAGUCGGGCGGGGCCGCGGGGCCGGGCCGUGUGGGGCCGGGGGCGGCCGGGCCGCGGAUAGCGGGAUGGGCUGCACCGUGAGCGCCGAGGACAAGGCGGCGGCCGAGCGCUCCAAGAUGAUCGACAAGAACCUGCGGGAAGACGGCGAAAAGGCGGCGCGGGAGGUGAAACUGCUGCUGUUGGGUGCCGGGGAGUCGGGGAAGAGCACCAUUGUCAAGCAGAUGAAGAUCAUCCACGAGGAUGGCUACUCGGAGGAGGAGUGCCGGCAGUACCGGGCGGUCGUCUAUAGCAACACCAUCCAGUCCAUCAUGGCCAUUGUCAAGGCCAUGGGCAAUCUGCAGAUCGACUUUGCGGACCCUUCCCGUGCGGAUGAUGCCAGGCAGCUGUUUGCGCUGUCCUGCACGGCGGAGGAGCAGGGAGUGCUCCCUGAGGACCUGUCUGGCGUCAUCCGGAGGCUCUGGGCUGACCACGGCGUGCAGGCCUGCUUCGGCCGCUCACGGGAGUACCAGCUCAAUGACUCUGCCGCCUACUACCUGAAUGACCUGGAGCGCAUCGCACAGAGUGACUACAUCCCCACGCAGCAGGACGUGCUUCGGACCCGCGUGAAGACCACAGGCAUUGUGGAGACACACUUCACCUUCAAGGACCUGCACUUCAAGAUGUUCGACGUGGGCGGGCAGCGCUCGGAGCGCAAAAAGUGGAUCCACUGCUUCGAGGGCGUCACAGCUAUCAUCUUCUGCGUCGCCUUGAGUGCCUAUGACCUGGUGCUGGCGGAGGAUGAGGAGAUGAACCGCAUGCACGAGAGCAUGAAGCUGUUCGACAGCAUCUGCAAUAACAAGUGGUUCACGGACACGUCCAUCAUCCUCUUCCUCAACAAGAAGGACCUGUUCGAGGAGAAGAUCACGCACAGCCCCCUGGCCAUCUGCUUCCCAGAGUACACAGGCGCCAGCACAUAUGAUGAGGCAGCCAGCUACAUCCAGAGCAAAUUCGAGGACCUGAACAAGCGCAAGGACACCAAGGAGAUCUACACGCACUUCACAUGCGCCACCGACACCAAGAACGUGCAGUUCGUGUUUGACGCCGUCACCGAUGUCAUCAUCAAGAACAACCUGAAGGACUGUGGCCUCUUCUGAUGGGCAGCGGUCCCAGCAGGAUGGUGAGCCCGUGGCUAGGGCCACCGCCAACUGCACCCUCCCCAGCCCCUGAGGAAGAUGGGGGGCAAGAGGACCACUCUCCCCACCUCUCCCAGCUGCUUUUCCCUCUUUCUGUCUGUACUUGGUUUCCCUUCCCCUCCCUCAGUUCCAGAGACAGGGGAGGGGCUGCCACAGGCCUCCCUGUUUGAAGACCAACUUUGUCCCAGGUGCCUGGAAUGGCUGCGGUACCUGCUUCCCGGGCGUCUGUCUGUUCUGGUUGCAACCGCUGUCAUGUUCUGUGAUGGUGGGAGUGCCUGCCGGGUCUCUCAAGGCCUGUGUCUGGAGCGGCACUCACCUCUCCAGCCUGGGGCCCCUGGCUUCACCCAACACCAGCCCCCAACCCAGCCCGAGUCCAAAAAUGUUUACAGGGAGCCUCCUGUCCACCCCACCCCUCCAGCCGCUCGGAGGCCCCAAAGGAAAAAGCACAAGAAGCGUGAGACACCACCGUUCUGGAGACCGCAGUCCACCUGCUCAUUCUCGUAGCUUUUUAAAAAAAUGAAAGGAAAGGAAAAAAAACCCUGCAAACCUAGAUAACUUUUUAGAGAAAACCUAUUUAAACCUGUCAGACCCUGACCAGCGCCCGCCCUAUGCCCUUCCAGUAAUCCGUGCCUUGAGUGUGUCUGUGUGUUUACACCCACGCCUCUGCUGGCUGCCCCCUGCGGGCGGCACCUCUGCCCUGCUUCCAGGAAUUGGGUUCCAAGGGCUGUUUGACAACUGCCAGCAUCCCUGCGGGCCCUGCCGGGAGGUCCUGGGCCCCACUCCAUUCACCCCGGUGUAGCUCCUUAGCGCUGACCCCGGAACCGUGCUGCCUGCUGAGGGCCUGCUCCCCGUGCCCUUGCCCCUGGCCUGGGUCCUUCAGCGUUGAACACUUCCUUGCUUUUUUCACGUUUUAUGGAAUUGUUCACCUGGUUUGAAAUAAUAAAAUGUAGAAAGAAAAAGUA